CAUUAAAACAUGACAUCUUGAAGCUUUAUAGAAAGAUCACUGACAGAGAGGAAAGCCUUCAGGUGAGUCUGAUGAUAAACUGCUGUCUGUGUCUCUCCUCAGAUUCCUGUGAACUCACCGUGGACUCAAACACAGUGAACAGGUUCCUCAAACUGUCUGAGGACAACAGGACGGUGACAUGGGUGCGGAAGAAGCAGCCAUAUCCUGGUCAUCCAGAGAGGUUUGAUGGCUGGCCUCAGCUGAUGUGCAGAGAAGCUCUGACUGGUCGCUGUUACUGGGAGGUCGAGAGGAGAGGAGAGGUUUCUAUAUCAGUGACUUACAGAGGAAUCAGGAGGAGAGGAGGCGGUGGGGACGGUGAGUUUGGAUGGAAUGAUCAGUCCUGGAGUCUGGACUGCUAUGAUGGUGGUUACUAUGUCAGGCACAAUAAGAGGGGAACACACACCUCCUCCUCCUCCACCUCCUCCUCCUCCUCUGGUAGAGUAGCAGUGUAUCUGGAUCAUCCUGCUGGCUCUCUCUCCUUCUACAGAGUCUCCUCCUCCUCUCUGAUCCUCCUCCACACCUUCAGAACCACAUUCACUGAACCUCUCUACGCUGGGUUUGGGGUCUGCCCUGACUCCUCAGCGUCUCUGUGUCCUCUGUGUCCUCUGUAGGAGGAGACCACUUCCUGUCCUGAGGUCACAUGGUGUUUUAAAUGGAGGCUUCUCAUUGGUUACCGUGUGUCUCACUGAUUGUGUCUGUAAUAAAGUUUUCUUGAAGCAACGUAUUAAAGCUGAUCCUGAAGACUGUAGUGAUCGAUAAGUUAAAUAAAGAUUUAGAACAAG
Messenger RNA from Trematomus bernacchii (emerald rockcod), 821 nucleotides. RefSeq names its product stonustoxin subunit alpha-like. NCBI's taxonomy places the organism in Eukaryota, Metazoa, Chordata, Actinopteri, Perciformes, Nototheniidae. Gene Ontology annotation, molecular function: protein binding. The coding region runs from base 72 to 650 and encodes 192 amino acids. The transcript has a single exon. The record is from RefSeq and is a predicted model, not a curated record.